Molecule: messenger RNA, 405 nt
Organism: Acanthoscelides obtectus
Lineage: Eukaryota; Metazoa; Arthropoda; Insecta; Coleoptera; Chrysomelidae
Source: the annotation of a GenBank genome assembly
GUCAGUUGGCUAUAUUUAUUGUAUUAACUGCACCUUAUGAAGAAACAAAUGCAAAUCAUCCUUCAAAAUGCGCCGCAACGUGGUUCCACUGAUGCCAAAAUGCUGAGCGCGGUUACGAUACGACACUUUUGGGUUCUGGGCAACGCUGUCUGUGACCGCUUCAACCAAUUCAGUGGAACGCGUUGGUCGUUGAUGAUGUCCCGUACUCAAGAAAAUUCGAAAUCAAACGACGGGUAGUGUUGUCAGACGGUGCCUGUUUGCCAGGAUAUGUUCGACGAUAUGCACGUUGCGCUAACACAACUGAACGACGAUUUUUAAUGUACACUGUUUGUGGCUAUUUCGGCGCGUUAUUUCGGUGUAAAGCGAUUCAUGACUAAAAUUGUAGUAAAUUGACGUUUCAGGAAC